Dicentrarchus labrax (European seabass) is the source of this 2617-nucleotide messenger RNA. Its product is annotated as glucosidase 2 subunit beta-like. Lineage: Eukaryota; Metazoa; Chordata; Actinopteri; Moronidae. Bases 119 to 1492 code for a protein of 457 amino acids. The transcript is spliced from 15 exons. Gene Ontology annotation, biological process: liver development; N-glycan processing. Gene Ontology annotation, molecular function: protein binding; calcium ion binding. Gene Ontology annotation, cellular component: glucosidase II complex. The record is from RefSeq and is a predicted model, not a curated record.
UUCAGGAAGUCAGGACAUGUCCAGUUUAAAUGCUGGAUGUAUAUCAUGGGUUUGAAACAGGUUUGAGCGGGUUUUUUUGUCAGGCAGGACAGAGCGUUUUACAAUUCUGCUAUCUGACAUGCGUUUCCACAUUAUUAUCGCCGCUUACUUUUGGUGUGGCUUCGUAGACUCGCGUAAAAUAAGAGGAAUAUCUUCGUCCUACAAGCGGUUCUACAGGGAGAGGAAGUCCUUUAUGUGCAUUGAUGGGUCGAAAAUCAUCCCCUUUGAGCAGGUGAACGAUGACUACUGCGACUGUGAAGAUGGCUCUGAUGAACCAGGCACCUCAGCCUGUCCUCGUGGCCGAUUCUACUGCACCAAUCUGGGUUUCCGCCCACACUACAUCCCAUCAUCACGAGUCAAUGACGGCAUCUGUGAUUGCUGCGAUGCUUCAGAUGAAUACAACAGCCACGCUCACUGCCAGAACACUUGCUGGAAUCUGGGACAGAGAGAGAGAGCAUACGUGGAGGGCCAGAUGAGGACCUUGGAUGAGGGUUUGCAACUCAAGCAGCAACUGAUUGAGGAGGGAGUGCUCCUCUGGAGGGAGAAACAGGCCCAGCUCAGAGAGCUUCAGCAGGUAGCUGAGGACCUACAGAUCAAAUUAGAGGAUCACAGAAGGAAGAAACACGAGGCUGACCGACUCAAAGAGCAAACACUUAAGGCGCUGCAAGCCGGGGACAGCGGUGUCAGACGUCAGAACAGCACAGUAACCAGCAUUUUCAAGUUACUGGACAGCAAUAAAGAUGGCAGUAUAACGGUGGACGAAGUCCAGGCUAAAGUUUCACUCGUCCAUGAUGAGGAGCGGGUUCUCUCUGAGGAUGAAGCAGUGGCUUUGUUGGGAGGAGGCCAUCAGAUGGAUCUCACCAAGUUUCAGCACACACUGUGGGACAUCCUGAUAAAAGGAGACAGUGUCAAGAUCAAAGACACACAAGGUGCACCAGGCAGUAUUGUGGGUGAAGAUCCUCACUUGAAGGCAGUUGACAGAGCUGCAGAGUGGGAGGCUACCAAUCUGAAGAAGGCAGAAGAAGCCUAUGAGACAGUCAACAUGGAAAUAAGCGACCUCCGGAAGAAGCUGGCUAUAGACUAUGGAACAGAUUGGGAGUUUCUGUUUUUGAACAGCCAGUGUUACAAGCUGAAAGUAUAUGAGUAUACUUAUACCCUGUGCCCAUUCAAUCAAGUCACUCAAAAGAGCACUGCAGGAACAGAGGUCUCAUUAGGGAGGUGGGGGAUGUGGGCAGGAACACCAAAAAACCAAUACAGUCAGAUGGUAUAUGAGAAUGGAGAACCCUGCUGGCAAGGAGGUUCACGCAGUACUACAGUCACACUGACAUGCGGAACGGAGACAGCCUUGCGAUCGGUGAAGGAGCCCAGCAAAUGCCAGUACAUCAUGGACUUUCAGACUCCUGUGGCCUGUCAGCCGGUGCUAAAGCAGCGGGGCAUACACAGUGAACUGUGACCUCUUCCCUCACUGGCCUAGCCUAGAUUAACUUAGCCCCCUCCCACCGCACCCCCUUGGCUAGCCUGCGGUGACAGGCUGGGGUCCUGAGGGUCCCCUCUGACAUCUGUGUUGUCAGAACAUAUAUACUUCCAAGUAAGUCUUGCUGAGGUCAGAAUCAGAUUUUCAGUAACACUGCUCCUAGACAACUUUAGUUUUCAUUGAUUGUUACAGUACUGCUUUACAUUGAAUAUUUGAAUACAGCAUGUAUUGAAUCAUUUCAUGUACACAAGUAUUCACACUGCAGUAUAUUCCUUAUUCGUGUUUACACUUAAGGCCCAGCAAGAUUACUAUGUAAAUAAUUGAAUAAAUAAAGUGAAACCAGAUCACUUGCUAAUGACAUUGCCACUAAUGUAACUGCUGUAUCAAAUCAGUGCCCAUGCAUGGGCACAAAUAAAAGGAAUGUGUCCUUCUACUUCAUUCCAGUGGCUAACUUACUCAGGCUUACUUAACUCUUAAAAGAGAAGUCUGGCAAUAUUCAAUAUUUGUCUUAUUGUCUAUUAAUUCCUUGAAAAGACCAAAACCAAAAAUGAUUUGAUCCUCCAAACAAGUAUUGCCUGUUUAGCCAAAGCCUGAUAUAGCUUAGCAUAGGCUCCAUUGAAAACUAUUUAAAACACAUCAGUGAGUCGCACUGUUGCACAUGUUUCUUCAUUACCACGGACAUGAGAAGUGUCAAUCCCCUAUAGAUCAGGGGUGCUGAUUGUGUAUUAAUCCGCAGCUGAAAAUAGUCUAAAACAAAUAGUAACUAGAGGUAAAUAGGGCUAUUUAAUUGUUUGAGUAAUGUUAAAAACAAAACACAGUUCUCAGCUGUUUUAGGGAAUUAUUUAGCUUCUUUUUAGAGAAUGUAACUAUAUAUUUGUGACCCGUGACAAGAACAAAUAGACUAGGGUAAGGAAGUCAGAAAGUAUUGAGACUGUUGGCUUCAGUACUGUUUUCAUUAUAUGUAUUCCAGUGUAUUUACACUUAAGCCUCAACAACAUUACUAUGUAGAUAGUCAAAUCAAUAAAGUGGCACUGCAAGUAAUGUAAAUGCUGUAUCAAAUGACUGCUCAAGCACAAAUAAAAGGACUGUCCUACUUUAUUAUAA